Molecule: messenger RNA, 936 nt
Organism: Stylonychia lemnae
Lineage: Eukaryota; Ciliophora; Spirotrichea; Sporadotrichida; Oxytrichidae
Source: the annotation of a GenBank genome assembly
AUGAGUACAUUUAAGCAACGACUUGGAAAUGCUCUUAACACUCAACUCAACUUCCCAACCCACCAGAAUACCUUCUCCCCUCAUCAAUAUAAUCAAUAAAUGGAUACCUCUUCAGCAAACAUCUACGGAGCUGGCAAUCAAAACAUCGCUACCAACAGCAGAAAGAGUGUUAAUGCCAGUAGAAUAAGUAACAAUACAAGUAGUGUCUUAAGCGAAAGAGUUCAUCGAAUUUCUGAGAAGAUCAAUGAGAUUCAUUAAAACAUUGAAAAAGGUAAAGUUGGAAAACUUGAAGAAUACGAAAAGAAGGUCAACCUAUUAGAACAAUAAUUCGUAGACGGACUUGACUCUGCUGAGAAAAAUUUCUAGCAAGUUGAUCAAAGACUCCAAAAUGUAUUCUAAUAUUUGAAUGGAGACAGGCUAUCAAAAGAAGAUCUACUUAGAUAAAAGAGAGAAGAAAUAGCUCAAAGAGAGCAAGAAAUAUUAGAGAGAUUCGCUCAUGCUGAGAAACAAAGAUUCGAUAUUGAUAAAAGACUCACUAAGUUAGUGGAUGAAAGAGCUACUGCAGUUUCAGGGGAUUUGCAAUAUGAGGCAAGAAAUAGACUUGAGUCUAUUGAGCAUAUUAAAGCUUGUUUAAAGAGUGAUUUCCCAAAACUAGAAGAAAUGAUUAGGAAAGAGGCAGAAGAUAGAGAAGAAAAUGAUGCCAUGCUAGAUCAGCAACUUCUCUCUGAAAUGGCCCGCCUUAGAAGCUUGGUAGAUGAUGAGAAGAGAGGAAGAGAAGAGACUGAGGAAACUAUGAUUGAAAUGUUCAAAGAGAUGAUAUCUAAGAUUAAGAGUGAAAUUGAUUCCGAGAAAUCAGAAAGAGAACAGGCAGAAGAAGCACUUUUAAGCCUCUUAGAGGAAACUUGCGCUAAACUCAAUAAAUCGGUGGCAAUCUGA